AUGUUGGGAGACGAAGAUUUUUAUCUUUUCAAAAAUGUAUCUGAUGUUGGCCCCUGGGAUGGCCCUCAAUAUCAUAUUGCACCAAAAUGGGCAUUCAACCUUCAGGCAAUUUUUAUGGGUGUGGUGUUUAUCAUUGGCACACCCCUAAAUGCUGUGGUAUUGGUGGUAACAGUAAAAUACAAGAAACUCAGGCAGCCACUCAACUACAUCCUAGUGAACAUCUCGGGGGCUGGGCUCCUCAUCUGCCUGUUCUCCAUUUUCGUUGUUUUCGUUUCCAGCUGCCAGGGGUAUUUUGUUUUUGGGAAGACGGUUUGCAAUCUAGAGGGCUUCAUGGGCACACUCUCAGGUCUGGUCACUGGCUGGUCACUCGCAUUCCUGGCCUUUGAAAGAUACAUUGUUAUCUGCAAACCGAUGGGAAACUUUUGCUUCAGCUCUAAACACGCAUUGGCUGUUGUCCUGUGCACGUGGAUCAUUGGUUUGGGGGUAUCGUUGCCCCCCUUCUUUGGCUGGAGCAGGUAUAUCCCAGAAGGCUUACAGUGCUCCUGUGGUCCAGACUGGUACACUGUUGGUACUAAGUAUCGCAGUGAAUAUUACACAUGGUUCAUAUUCAUCUUCUGCUUUAUUAUACCCUUGAGCCUGAUCUGCUUCUCAUAUGCCCAGUUACUGGGGGCCCUGCGGGCGGUUGCUGCACAGCAACGAGAAUCUGCCAGCACACAGAAGGCAGAACGGGAAGUGUCCCGCAUGGUAAUAGUCAUGAUUGGAUCCUUCUGUCUGUGUUAUGUCCCUUAUGCAGCUAUGGCAAUGUAUAUGGUAACUAACCGAAACCACGGACUAGAUCUUCGUCUGGUAACCAUCCCUGCUUUUUUUUCCAAGAGCGCCUGUGUCUACAAUCCCGUCAUAUACUCUUUCAUGAACAAACAGUUCCGUGGAUGCAUCUUGGAGACAGUAUGUGGGAGACCUAUGACAGAUGAUUCUUCAGUCUCUACCAGUCAAAAAACCGAGGUCUCUACAGUAUCCCAGAGCCAGGUCAGCCCUUCCUCCAGCUAAUGACCAGCAGAAACUGAGGGAUGCACCACUGCUUCAUCACCACAUCUGGUCAAGUUUUAAGUGGUACUCCAAUAAAAAAAAAAAAUACUCUAA
This is a messenger RNA of Pseudophryne corroboree (corroboree frog), 1140 nucleotides long. RefSeq names its product opsin 1, short wave sensitive (gene OPN1SW). Gene Ontology annotation, cellular component: photoreceptor outer segment; plasma membrane. The coding region runs from base 1 to 1047 and encodes 348 amino acids. The transcript has 5 exons. Lineage: Eukaryota; Metazoa; Chordata; Amphibia; Anura; Myobatrachidae. Gene Ontology annotation, biological process: cellular response to light stimulus; phototransduction; G protein-coupled receptor signaling pathway. The record is from RefSeq and is a predicted model, not a curated record. Gene Ontology annotation, molecular function: G protein-coupled photoreceptor activity.